Messenger RNA from Rotaria sordida, 3552 nucleotides. The record is from the annotation of a GenBank genome assembly. NCBI's taxonomy places the organism in Eukaryota, Metazoa, Rotifera, Eurotatoria, Philodinida, Philodinidae.
AUGGGAUUUUUCAUCCGUGAUCUCCGCUACAACAUCGCUAUGCUUCAUACUCAACAGUUUGCUGCAUAUACAACUUCAAAUUCAUAUACUGUUUAUCAUGGUCAAGGACUGUCGAAGACUGAUUUUGAUCGUUUAGUGAAAAGCAAAGAUGGACUUCUAUCAUUUAAUAAUUUUUUAUUCACUAGUAUUCGCCCUGAAGUACCCUUUACGUUUGUUCGUCAAACCAUAGAAUCAUCGGAUCUUGUUGGUAUUUUAUUCGUCAUGAGAAUUGAUCCAUCUAUUACAUCAACACCAUUUGCAGACGUCCGUGAUGUCAGUUAUGUCAGAGGCGAAAAACAAAUUCUCAUCUCCAUUCACUCUGUCUUUCGAAUUGGACUAAUGAAACAACUUGACAGAUAUCGUCGUCUUUGGCAAGUCGAUUUAACAUUGACCAAUGACAACGAUCCAGAACGUCAAGCACUUACUGAACGGAUCCGUCAAAAGAUCCAUCCUGAUGCUGUAGGAUGGUACCGUUUGGGUAUGUUGCUAAUUAAGCUUGGACAGCCGUACAAAGCCCAGGAAUUAUAUAAUAUCUUGCUUAGACAAGCAACGACUGAUCGAGAUAAAGCAUAUCAUUAUCAUAUGCUCGGCAUAGUAAAGGAAGAUCAAGGUGAAUAUUCAGAAGCCAUUGGCUAUUAUCAACAAUCCAUUGAAAUCAAACAGAAAAUUCUCUCACCAACGGAUGUCGAUUUAGCUACUGCUUACAGUAACAUCGGUUUGGUAUACAACUACAUGAGUGACUAUUCGAAUGCGCUUUUAUUUCACCGAAAAGCAUUGAAAAUUUGGCAAAAAACUCUUCCUUCAACUCAUCCUGAUUUAGCUACUUCUUACAAUAACAUUGGUUCGGUUUAUAUCAAGAUGGGUGACUAUUCCAAAGCAUUUUCAUUUUAUCAAAAAGCAUUACGAAUUCGGAAAAAAAAUUUGCCUUCACAUCAUCCCGAUUUGGCCAUUUCUUACAACAACAUUGGUUGGGUGUAUGACAACAUGGGCGAUUAUUCAAAGGCACUUUCAUCUCAUCAAAAAGCACUUGAAAUUCGUCAGAAAAAUUUUCCUUCAAAUCAUCCAGAUGUGGCUCAAUCUUAUAACAACAUUGGUUUGGCGUAUGACAACAUGGGUGACUAUUCGAAUGCACUUUCAUAUCUUCAAGAAGCACUAAAAAUCCAUCAACAAACUCUUCCUUCAAAUCAUCUUGAUUUGGGCACUUCUUACAACAACAUUGGUUCAGUGUAUGACAACAUGGGUGACUAUUCGAAUGCACUUUUAUUUCAUCAAAAAGCACUGGAAAUUCGCGAAAACACUUGUCCUUCAAAUCAUCCUGAUUUAGCUACUUCUUACAAUAACAUUGGUUUGGUGUAUGACAACAUGAGUGACUACCCGAAUGCACUUUCAUAUCUUCAGAAAGCAUUAGAAAUUCACGAAAAAACUCUUCCUCCAAAUCAUUCGAGUUUGGCUAUUUCUCAUAACAAUAUUGGUUCGGUAUAUGACAACAUGAGUGACUAUUCGAAGGCACUUUCAUCUUAUCAAAAAGCACUGAAAAUUCGCGAACAAAUAUUUCCCUCAAAUCAUCCUGACUUGGCACAAUCUUACAACAACAUUGGUUUGGUGUAUGACAAUAUGGGUGAUUAUUCGAACGCUCUUUCAUCUCUUCAAAAAGCACUAGACAUCUACCAAAAAGCUCUUCCUUCCAGCCAUCCUGAUUUGGCUACAACUUACAACAACAUUGGUUUGGUGUAUGACAGUAUCGGUGACUAUUCCAAUGCACUUUCAUGUCAUGAAAAAGCCUUGGACAUCCGACAAAAAACUCUUCCUUCAAAUCAUCCUGAUUUCGCUCGAUCGUACAAUAACAUUGGUUCGGUGUAUUUCAAAAUGCACGAGUAUUCGAAGGCACUGACAUACUAUGAAAGAGCACUAGAAAUUCGCCAAAGCAUUCUUUCUCCAAAUCAUUUGAGUUUGGCUCAAUCUUACAACAAUAUUGGUUCGGUGUAUUUCAAGAUAGGUGACUAUCCGAAAGCACUUUCGUCUCUUCAAAAAUCACUGGCGAUUCGACAAAAAACUCUUCCUUCAAAUCAUUCGAGUUUGGCUCAAUCUUGCAAUAAUAUUGGUGCAAUUUAUGACAACAUGGGUGCUUAUUCAAAAGCACUUUCAUAUCUUCAGAAAGCACUCAACAUUCAUAAAAAAACUCGUCCUUCAAAUUAUUCGAAUUUGGCUACUUCUUACAACAAUAUUGGUUUAGUGUAUGACAAUAUGGGUGAUUAUUCAAAUGCACUUUUAUACCUUCAAAAAACACUAGAAAUUCAUAACCAAAAUGUCUCUUCUUCAUAUCAUCCUAGUUUGGCUACUGCUUACAACAACAUUGGUUUGAUAUAUGACAACACCGGUGACUAUUUGAAUGCACUUUCAUAUCAUCAAAAAGCAUUGAAAAUCAAACAGAAAACUCUUUCUCCAAACCAUCCGAGUAUGGCGCAAUCUUACAACAACAUUGGUUCGGUGCAUUUCAAGAUGGGUGACUAUCCGAAAGCACUUUCAUAUUAUCAACGAGCAGUAGAAGUUCGCCAAGGAAUUUCUCCUUCAAAUCGUCCUGAUAUGGCUCAAUCUUAUAACAAUAUUGGUUCGGUGUAUAUCAAGAUGGGUGAAUAUUCGAAUGCACUUUCAUAUCUUCAAAAAGCAUCAGAAAUCCAUCAACAAACUCUUCCAUCAAAUCAUCCGAGUUUGGCUACUGCUUACAAUAAUAUUGGUUUGGUAUAUGACAAUAUGGGUGACUAUUCGAAUGCACUUUCAUUUCAUCAAAAAGCACUAGAACUCUAUGUACAAACUCUUUCUUCAAAUCAUCCAAGUUUGGCUACUUCUUAUAAUAACAUUGGUUCGGCGUAUAUCAAAAUUGGUGACUGUUCGAAUGCACUUUCAUAUCUUCAGAAAGCAUUAGAAAUUCAUGAAAAAACUCUUCCUCCAAAUCAUUCGUGUCUAGCUACUUCUUACAACAAUAUUGGUUCAGUUUAUGAAAACAUGGGUGAAUAUUCGAAUGCACUUUCAUUUCUUCAAAAAGCGCUAGAAACUCACCAACACACUCUCCCUUCAAAUCAUCCGAGUCUAGCUACUUCUUACAAUAACAUUGGUUUGGUGUAUGAAAACAUCGGUGACUAUUCCAAUGCACUUUCAUCUCAUGAAAAAGCACUAGAAAUUAAACAGAAAACUCUUCCUUCAAACCAUCCGAGUUUGGCUCAAUCUUAUAACAAUAUUGGUUCGGUGCAUUUCAAAAUGGGUGAGUAUUCUAAGGCACUUAUAUACUAUGAAAGAGCAGUGGAAGUUCGCCAUAAAACUCUUCCUCCAAAUCAUCCGAGUUUGGCGCAAUCUUACAACAACAUUGGUUCGGUAUAUUUCAAGAUGGGUGAUCAUUCAAAAGCACUUACACUUUUUGAACAGUCUCUCAAAACUGUAGAACAUUCAUUAUCUGAAAAUCAUCCAGAUAUUCAGUUAUAUACAAAGAAUAUCGAAUAUUUGAAAAAGAAAAUGUAA